Messenger RNA from Haliotis rubra (blacklip abalone), 1265 nucleotides. RefSeq names its product DNA-binding protein inhibitor ID-4-like. Lineage: Eukaryota; Metazoa; Mollusca; Gastropoda; Lepetellida; Haliotidae. Bases 88 to 477 code for a protein of 129 amino acids. Gene Ontology annotation, molecular function: transcription regulator activity; protein dimerization activity. Gene Ontology annotation, cellular component: cytoplasm; nucleus. The transcript is spliced from 6 exons. Gene Ontology annotation, biological process: cell differentiation; negative regulation of transcription by RNA polymerase II; circadian regulation of gene expression. The record is from RefSeq and is a predicted model, not a curated record.
UCAUUCGAAUCAAACACAUGUGUACUAGCGGUACGAGCAUAUUGGAAGCUUUAAUUUGAAACACGGAUCUAAUUGACAGUUGUGAAGAUGGUUCGCCUAACCUCAGUACCAGCUACCUGCUCACAGUCCCAGAUUGCGGCCAGAAAGACAUUGAAGCUGCACAUCAAGAGAAUCAGGGAUCGGGAAUAUUCCAAGCUCCGCGCACUUGUUCCAUCAGUCGCUGAUAAGAAGAAGGUCUCCAAGGUGGAGGUCAUUGAAGAAGCAGUACGUUAUAUCGAGGAACUCCAAGAUGCCCUUCUCGAGAGAUUUCGACAAAAACAUGGCUCACACGGAGACGAGUUAGCUGAGGAGACCAUGAGGAACUUCGUAAGGCAGCUGAUGCCUGUAUCUCCAACAUCUUCACCCCUUGUGAACUUUGAGAAGCGCCAGAGCAGACCUAGUUUCCUGCUCAUGAAGAGAAGAAAAGGCUCACACUAGGAGCUAUUUCGCCUGUAUAUACAAAAAAGCCUGACUGUGAUAUGCUGAUGGUGCUAACGAAGCAAGGAUCUUGCUCAACUUCAACUCGACACACAUGUUCAAGACAGACAGAUAUACAGACAGACGACAUAUCUCAUCCUACAUCUCCCAUCCAUCAUCGCCUCGUCAAGGUCAUGAGGUCAGGGGUCACUGCAGCCAUGAUGUUACUCAACGCGAACCAUGAUCAACAUGUCAUUUCAAUUCAUAGCUUAACCGGAAGAGAAUACUAGACUGGGCUCUGUCCAAUCAUAAUACCUGCACAUCAGUGGCGGUCUUAUUCCGGGAUCUGAUUGUUGGCUGAAACCCCCACCCCAUCGCACAAGCCAUGGUUGUCUUACAAACGACGGACUCACAAACACACUUCUAUUUUGUCACCAUCCCUGGGGCACGAACCCGGAAGUACGACUGGACUGCGUUUGAAGAGUGAUUUUAAGUGAUUCUUUCAGCUCCAUCGACAUUUUCAUUGUAUAUGAGUAAACAGCGUGAUUAAAACACCUGUUUGAGGAAACCGCGGCUUCACUACCUUAAACUGUCAAUACAAUACAAAUAUAUAUAUUACGUCUCUUGUUAUGUAAUUGUUAAUCUACACUCUGUUGACUAUGUUAAGUUGGUGUCUUCUGUACUAUAUGAACAAGUUGGACCUUGCACUCCGCGUUUAUUAUGAUUUCAUGUUGUCACACUGACUGCUAUUCCGUUUGUUUUGAUAUUGUACCUGCUGUGUUCUUAAUAAAUUGUUUAUAUAUCUGAAA